CCAGGCUCUUUCGCACUUAUUGAUACUGUAGUACCAGUUCUCGCUACAAGACGAAAUUAGAUCCUUUUCCAUUACUAUCAAAGUCCUUUUGAUGGGUCUAUUAACAGCCAAAGAGAAUUAGUGAACAAGGAAUAAAUAUUGGGGUCGAAGCCGCGCUUCACACGAUGACAAACUUCGUAACAGCCUUUCAGCCACCCGUCAUGCACCACGUGCUUUGGCUGUCUUCGUCUCUGUUUCCACCCUCGCAGUUGUUCAGGUCAUGGCGGACGCUUUCUGUUCGCCCACUUCCUCAGGACAGUGUACAUUGUCUAUCAUCGGAACAUAUAGUUCCGCUGCUGAAACUACCUAUCCUCAUUCCUUCUGGAAGAACGCCGAGGUCCAUGAUAGUAGCUGCAAGGUCAUCGGCCAGAUGGUGAAGAAUGCACCUGUCUUCGAAUAUCUCAGCUCCCUCGGUCCCUUUUCCAUCGACAGCACCCUUCCCUGGACUACGGAUAUUACACAUCUUAGUGAAAGUGGAGAUUACAACGCCAUAGGCAUGAAAUACGGCGGGUAUAAUUUUACUGGCUCCUUCGACUGCCAGCUGAUCCAAGAUGUGCUGAUACCCAACCCAAAUAACCAGGAUAAUGUGUGCAAACACGUCUUCCCAUGCGACUAGGAUAUUUAUAAUUACAGUAAGCCGAAGGGAAAGAAUGGCAGACAGUUUCCUGUCACAUGAGGAGGACCUUAAAUUGAAUACAAAGUAGUCGCUUACCGAUAUGCGCGUAGGCACUUAUACGUGAAUAUUGUAGUACUUGAGGUACGAUGUCACGUAUAAGGUGUAAGAGCCUGGAAGGCAAGAGUGGCUACCAGUCUUCCACUAUCGAAUCAUGUUCCUUAUUCCUUAUGUGAUGGAGGAAUAAAAAAGUAAUAUAGGGCCUUUGGACAGAAUAGUUCGUUAAACCAAGGCCCUCACUGGCUGGGAUUUUUUUGUAGAUCAUAUUAGGAGCAUGACUGGUGCAGGAACCACAGAGGUUGCAGUACUUGCUGGAAGCUGGCAUAGCUAGUCGUAUUGACAAUAUCUUAC
Truncatella angustata is the source of this 1063-nucleotide messenger RNA. RefSeq lists its product as uncharacterized. NCBI's taxonomy places the organism in Eukaryota, Fungi, Ascomycota, Sordariomycetes, Amphisphaeriales, Sporocadaceae. The record is from RefSeq and is a predicted model, not a curated record. The transcript is spliced from 2 exons. Bases 260 to 655 code for a protein of 131 amino acids.